UACUUUCUUGCAAAGUGCGCAAAGGUGCGAACUUUAUAGCUCCAAGCUAUAGCUCGCCUCUCCUUCCCGUCUCUCUCCGACACAUCCGAUUCUCUCAACUCGAGUCGCUCGAGAUUGGUACCGUCCGCCGCCGCCGCAUCCGGCGCUCCGAUCGACGGCAGCCGUGAACCGCCGCAUUCCGAAUCGGGAUCCCCCGUGCCGCGGGCGGUCGCCGAUCGUCCUACCGAGCUCGAACUGUGGGAUUCGUCUGAAGAAGCAGGAGCCGCCGCCGCCGCCGCCGCCGCCGCUCGCGGAUGUGAUCGGGUGAGGGAUUCGGUCGCUCGGCUCGAACCCUAGAGAGGAGUGGGGAAAUGUCGGCGUGGGCGUAGACAAAUUCCGGUCGCUGGUUUACGUUGUUGCUGUCGCUGGUUGUUGUUCCAUUGCCAUCGCUCUGGUCUGGCCCUCUUCCUUUUUGGCUGAUUGCUUGCUUGGUUGCUUGCUUGAUUCUUGUUGCCCCGUCGCCAUCGACGCUUGUCGGCUGGUGUGUGAAGCUCAAGCAUAGAAGAAUCCUCCCCCAUCCUUAACCGACUCGUUUCCGUUCAGUCCGAUCUCUGCGGAAUUCUUGAUGGUUUAGAGGAAUACGGAAUUGCAAACGAGGGCAAAGCUCGAAAGGAGAGAUUUUGCGUCGAUUCGAUCGGAACCGAUUAGCCCCCCCGGGUGGUGGUGAUGAUCGGGGCUGUGCAGCUGGGGGUUCUGGCUGCAUGCGUGGUGCUGUUUGUGCCGAUGGGAAUGGCGGGCUGGCACCUGAGCCGCAACAAGAUGCUGUUCUUCAGCGGGGCCCUCUUCAUCACCCUCGCCGUGGGCGUCCACUUGUCCCCUUACUUCCCGUCGAUCUCCCACUUCCUGAUGUCCCCCUCCGGCACGGUGGUUUUGGGCGACGGCCGCGGUUCUUGUCUCUCUCUCUUGCACGACGUUGUAUGGGAUGUGAAGCCGGCCAGACUUAAGCGACCCGUGAGCUAUGCAGAUGGCUAUAUGAAUGGCAGCAGCAAGAGCUCUGCCUACGACCGUGAGUUGUCGUGGAGCUGGGCAAGAUUGAAUUCCGUCCUCGAAUGUGAUUUUCAGAAACUGCGGUCUUCUGAUGCUUCGGAUCUACUUAAUGGGUCAUGGGUUGUUGUGGCUGGGGACUCGCAAGCACGUUUGGUCGUGCUGUCUCUGUUGGAUUUGGUUUUGGACUCGGAUCAGAUGGAAUCUGUCAGAGGUGAUUUGUUCAAGAGGCACAGCGAUUACAGGAUCAUGAUUUCUGGAAUUGGGUUGAAGUUGGAUUUCAUUUGGGCUCCUUAUGUUUCUAACUUAACCGAUUUGAUGUUAAGGUUCAGGCAAAAUGUGAACUUUCCAGAUGUUCUUAUAAUGGGUUCUGGAUUGUGGCAUAUGCUUCAUGUGAGCAAUGCCUCUGAUUAUGGUGUUUCACUACAGAUGUUGAGUAGUUCUCUUGUAUCAGCAUUACCAUUUUCGCGGGAAUUGGGCAACGAUGGACCUGUAACAGGGUCUGCGCCAAUUAGAUCGCAACAUUUGUUUUGGCUUGGGAUGCCAAAUUUAAUAAACUUGAUGCUAAACACAGAAGAAAAGAGGGAAAAGAUGAAUGACCUAGCUUUCUAUUCAUACAAUAUGGAGCUCCAUAAGAGUAGGAUACUGCGGCAAGCGGGAGGCCAUUUCUUGCUGCUGGACAUUCAUUCAUUAACCCAGAGUUGUGGAUCUCAGUGCACAGAGGAUGGAAUGCAUUAUGAUGGAGCUGUCUAUAAUGCUGCUGUACAGAUUGUCCUCAAUGCACUGCUUAUUGAAUCCAAUCAAAAGCUCUGAAUGAAAAGUUUGGUAUUUUUUGCGUAAGCAAUCCAUAGGCAAAACUGACUGUGAUGAUUUGAACUCUCACAAAGCAGCCAUCUUCCUCCCAAGAAGAGUUUGUACUUUUUUUGUAGUUAGUUUGAUCAUUGCGAUUGCAUUUCUGUUGAUUAACAAUAUGUCAUUGCCAAUCAAGCAAAUAGAAAAGUUAUUAUUCUUUUGUUCCCUUAAUUUUGUAUCUUUAAUUUUGGUGGAGCACUUCACUAUGUUACACUAAGUACUUACUAGUAUUGGCUAUAGUCAUCUUUAAUCGAUUUGGAAUCCUUUUGUCUACAUUUCUGCUGCUACUCUUCCCAUCUUUCAUCAGUAGUCAAUUUGUAUAUGUUAAGAUCACUUGCUGAUAAAUACUUGGUGACAAUUGUUCAACAUGUGGCUUCUGUUACUUGUUUCGACAGAGCCUAUGAAAUGUAUUUAUAUGCAGUUGGUUUGUUCUUCUAUCUUGUUAGCCAUUACAUAACAUUGCUUGAUCGUUUGAGUUUGCUCAUUGAGCAGUGGGACAGCUGUUCUUUAUCUAUGCAUGUACUAUCGUUUGCUUGUAUAGAAAGAUGGCAGUGGGAGGAGCACAUGGGGUAACUGAUCGAUAUGGAUGGUGACUAGCAUAUUGGUAGGAAUAAUCCCAAGGGUGACAGUGAUGAGGAAUUUGCAGAAGCCAAGUUCUCAAGGAGAAGCUAAGGCUAGUCAGGACAGGAUAUAUUACUGCAAGAUGACUAAGAAGCUUUAGAAUGGGGACUUGAUGAAUUCUCAUUCUAUUUGGAGAAUGACACCUUAGGACCAAAGAAAAGGUAAUGUGCAUACCUUUAAAAGGAAGAUUGUUUUCUCAUAGGAGUUUUGCAGAAGCCAAGUUCUCAUGGAGAAGCUAAGGCUAGUUGGGACAGGAUAUAUUACUGCAAGAAGACUCAGAAGCUUUAGAACGGGGAAUUGAUAAAUUCUCAUUCUACUUGGAGAAUGACACCCUUGGCAGCCAAGAAAAGGUCAUGCGCAGACCUUUAAGAGGAAGAUCAUUGACUUGUUUCAGGCACAAAGCACUCGGAGAAGCAUGCAAGGCAAUGCACACAUUACAGUAAUUGAGGACUUGGCUUCUCUAGGAUUGUUGCAGCCACUGCCCAAUUCAUGUGCUGGCCUUCAUGUGCUGGUCUAUUCCCAAGUGCUACUUGGGUGGAAAUUAGCAUGGAAAGUAUUGAUGGCUUGCUGCAGUUUCAUGGGAAGGAUGCUAAUUUUUAAGCCCGCUGAUGCUGAUUUUGUGGUUCUUUCUCAUCCAAAAUCAGCUGUUCAGGUGCCCAGUUUUCCAUGAACUAUGUUCCUAAAAUGCACAGUAUGUGCUUGUUCAUCGUAACUGAAUAGUAAUUCAGUUUUUUGAGUCGCUCUUGGCAGGCAGUUUGCUGGCUAA
This is a messenger RNA of Eucalyptus grandis, 3262 nucleotides long. RefSeq lists its product as uncharacterized. The coding region runs from base 706 to 1836 and encodes 376 amino acids. The transcript is spliced from 2 exons. Gene Ontology annotation, cellular component: Golgi apparatus. NCBI's taxonomy places the organism in Eukaryota, Viridiplantae, Streptophyta, Magnoliopsida, Myrtales, Myrtaceae. The record is from RefSeq and is a predicted model, not a curated record. Gene Ontology annotation, molecular function: acetyltransferase activity. Gene Ontology annotation, biological process: carbohydrate metabolic process.